AUGGAGCCGGUGCUGGGCGCACCAGGCCACACAUCCCUGUUUUUCAACUCGAGUUUUGCGUCCGAUAGCUCUGACGGGUCUGCCGCAGCGUCAAGCGCAGGUCCGUCGCGUCUGCAGCACCUUGCGACGUCGUUCCACCUGCACGACGCCGAGAUUGCAUUUUUCGACCAAGUGCUUCGCGGCCUCGACGAUACGUCCAGCAGCUUUUCGGAGCUGAAACAUAUGUACAAUGCUUGCAUUCAGGAUACUUCGCUUGUCACCCAAGUUGCACGCACACUGGAACUUACCGCGUCGUACCGCGUCGCCGACAUCCGCGCAGCCGUGGAUACGCGGCUGUGGAACACACUUCUCUCGCUCGUCCAGGUGCGUGGAAGUACGUGGCGCGAGCGCUGGGAUUCCGUGCGUGUAUCGAUUGGACUCGAGCCUCUGGAUACGCCUGAUACUGAGGAGCCGUAUGCGAUGAACACACUAGCCGACGCGCUCGCCUUCGCCGAUCCAGAGACGUCUACGGCAGACUUAGACAGCGUAUGGCAUCCUCCGAGUGCCUCAGUUGGAAUAGGGCUACCCCCAUGGCAAUCCAAGUCAUGGUACACGGAUGAUGCAGAAGAGAGCCGAGCGCGAAUGCACGAUCCAGACAUGGUGCUCUACCGCGACGCGCUUCUUCGACGCUUUCUGCACACAUGGCGACGGCGCAUUGCCGCCAGCGCCCAUACACUACGUCGCGUUGGUCGUGCACAGGAAAAGCUUGUUAAACUGCACGCAUGGAUUCAAUGGCGCCGUCGUGCGGCCCGCGCACAGCAGCAGCGCGCGUUGGCGACACAAGCUUGGCGCGGUUUGCUGCUACACCGCGCUUGGAACGCAUGGAUAGCGCGGAUACGCAUGCAAUCCAUGUCCAGGCGCGCAAACCAACGCGCGACACUACGCGCGCUAUUCUUCAAGGUCGAUGCGCGCCGUGCACAAACACUGCGCUGCGUCGCAUGGACUCUUUGGCAGCAUGCAUGGGAUCGGCGCAUCGCACAGCGGUGCUACAACGUGCAGAUUCUGCGUGCCGCGUGGGCGCAAUGGCGCGAGCAAACUGCGUACCGUCACAUGGAGCAGCGGCAGGAAAGGCACGCAGACGCUUUUGACGCCGCACUCGUGCGCGAACGCGCAUGGCGUGCAUGGCGGCGCACAUUUGCGCGCUGCUGUGCGCUCGAGCGCACUGCAAGCAAAGCACACAGCGCACGAGCGCACGAGCACGUCGCGCUCACAUUCACGGAAUGGCGCCUGCACGCCAAGGCGCAGUUUAUCGACCGUGUAUGCCGCGCCCAAGCGCUGCGCACCGCAUGGAACCAAUGGUGGCAAGCGUUCACGACACGCACUGUGCAAAUGCAGUGCGCCGAGCGCGAUGCCGCUAGCUUGGACCGUACACGUCGUCUAUCCGACACGCUCGCUCAAUGGCGCCGCAUGCUGCGAUACUGGGCGCAGCGCGCCAUACUUGCGCAAAAGUGCCACAACGUGCAACGAGCAGCCGCAGUGUGGGAUGCAUGGCGCACUGCGCUUGCAAAUGAGCGUGCACGGACCGCACACGCGUCGCAGCUGCGCUUGCAGCAUCUCCAGCGCCGCAUCUUUUAUCAAUGGAAGCGGCGGCAUCACCUCCAAGUAGCGCAGCGCAUGCAACGCAAAGUACAGCACAAGCUGUGCGGAAACGCAUUGCACACGCGGCAGCGGCACAUGGCGGCGCGCCGCGCAGAGCACAGUGCCGAUGUUCUGCUGCUUACGCGCGCCGUCGCGCAAUGGCGCACACGAUAUGAGGUCAACGUGCACAUGGACCAAAAAGCGGCGGCGACGCACACACUGCACUUGCUUGGUACGCUGCUAUCUGCAUACUGA
Molecule: messenger RNA, 1872 nt
Organism: Malassezia vespertilionis
Lineage: Eukaryota; Fungi; Basidiomycota; Malasseziomycetes; Malasseziales; Malasseziaceae
Exons: 2
Coding region: 1-1872 (623 amino acids)
Source: RefSeq, a predicted model, not a curated record